AUGCCGCAAGAUUCGAUGUGACGGAUAAUCUGAAAUUUUUGACAAAACUUUUGAGAACUAAACAAGGUCUUACUUAAUAUAAAGAAGAAAUGUACCAACCUGAAUGGAAUCUUUUACUCCAUAGUAGGACCUUUACCCAGCCAUAAUUGGCGCACUGUAACCACAGCCAGAAGUUAAACUCCGAACGCCCCUCGCCACCGCUGUUGGACGGGCGUCCGGCCGGCGCGAGCGAUCGUACUUCACCGACCAGACCACCACCAUGGCCGCACCGCCGUCGUGGCAACGGCACGCAGCUGCUGCCGUCGUUGUUUCCGUGUCCCUCCUCAUCCUCGUCGUAGCGCCGUCGUCCACCACCGCUAUCGGCGUCAACUACGGCACCAAGGGCGACAACCUCCCGCCGCCGGCGACGGUGGCGUCGUUCCUGGCCAACCGCACCCGCAUCGACCGCGUGAAGCUGUUCGACACGAACCCGGACAUGGUCCGCGCCUUCGCCGGCACGGGCAUCGCGCUCAUGGUCACCGCGGGCAACGGCGACAUCCCCAAGCUCGCGACCAAGGACGGCGCGGCGGCGUGGGUGUCCGCCAACGUGGCGCCGUACUACCCCAAGACGGACAUCUCGCUCGUCCUCGUCGGGAACGAGAUCAUGGACACGGGCGACGCGUCCCUCAUCUCCAACCUGGUGCCCGCCAUGCGCGCGCUCAGGGCGGCGCUGGUGGCGGCGGGGUUCCGCAAGAUCCGCGUCUCGACGCCGCACUCCCUGGGCAUCCUUGCCGGCGCCUCCGAGCCGCCGUCGGCGAGCCGGUUCCGCGACGGCUGGGACCGCGCCGUGUUCGCGCCGAUGCUGGCGUUCCACCGGCAGAGCAGGUCGCCGUUCAUGGUGAACCCGUACCCGUACUUCGGGUACAACGGCGCGACGCUCCCCUACGCGCUGGCGCGGCCGGACAACAAGCUGGGCGUGACGGACCCCGGCACGGGCAUCACCUACACCAGCAUGUUCGAGGCGCAGCUGGACUCGGUGUACUCGGCGAUGAAGAAGCUCGGCUUCGACGACGUGGAGAUCGCGGUGGGGGAGACCGGGUGGCCAACCAAGGCCAUGGACGGGCAGAUCGGCGUCAGCAACGCCGACGCGGCGGAGUACAACCGGUACCUCAUCGGCGAGGCCGGCGGCGGGUCCGGCACGCCGCUGAUGCCCAAGCGCACCUUCGAGACGUACAUCUUCGCGCUCUUCAACGAGAACCUCAAGCCGGGCCCCGUCGCCGAGCGCAACUUCGGCCUCUUCUACGCCAACCUCACGCCGGUGUACGACGUCGGCCUCAUGAAAGACGGGGUGAAGACAGGGGCUGCGCCGGCGCCGGCGCCGGCGCCGGCAGCUACGGUGGCGUCUGCCCCUGAAUCCAAGGCUGCCAAGAAAGAUGAAGUGGAGGCGGCCGCGGCACCUGAAGAGACGGACGCGUCCGCGUCGACGCCUGCGCCGUCGUCCGUGGAGGACGAAGGUUCAUCCGAGGCCACCGGACCGUCGCCGUCGUCAGAGAAGGGUGAUUCGACCGACGAAGACAAGACGACGGAGGAGGAAGGAGGGGAUGCGCCGCCACCGGCGGCGGCAGCGGCCAGCGGGCAUGCCGAUGAGUCGUCGGAGACAGUAGCAAAGGACGGCGAUGCUGCUGGAGGCGGUAAAACGCCGGCGCCGGCGGGUGCAGAGUCUCACGGCGGCAACCUCAGAGUCCCCGUCUCGUCCGUCCUUACAAUUGCUCUGUCGUCUCUAGCUCUUGUUGGCAUCUAACCUCUCUUCUUCGUUUCGUCGGCCGUAUCACUGUGACGAUAUGUUUAGUAUACGUAGCUGAGCAUGCUGUAAGUAUAUAUUGAUUGACGAUGGUUAGCUGAAGCUAUUAAUUAAAAUUCUAAAGUAUGCAAAUGGCAUGUUGUCCGUUAUUCGAUAAAUUGUUGUUUU
Sorghum bicolor (sorghum) is the source of this 1948-nucleotide messenger RNA. RefSeq names its product glucan endo-1,3-beta-glucosidase. Gene Ontology annotation, biological process: carbohydrate metabolic process. Gene Ontology annotation, molecular function: hydrolase activity, hydrolyzing O-glycosyl compounds. NCBI's taxonomy places the organism in Eukaryota, Viridiplantae, Streptophyta, Magnoliopsida, Poales, Poaceae. The transcript has 4 exons. Bases 260 to 1780 code for a protein of 506 amino acids. The record is from RefSeq and is a predicted model, not a curated record. Gene Ontology annotation, cellular component: plasma membrane.